CUGAAAUGGUGAGCCAAAUUUCGCCGAGCUUGGGGACAAAAGGAAGGAGCCUGGAGCUCGCCGCUGCGGCGCUGGCUUGAUGGUUAAUGACUCAAUGUUCCAUUUAACUGAACCUAGCGACGACCUUGAAGCAUGUCAAUGCCGAACCAUACGAAUCAGAAGCCGCAGGGUGGCAUUGAGCUGACAAGGGCCGCGACCGCAUGCUUUCCAGUCGACCGGGUUCCAGCGCAAGGAAUCGGGCUAACGCCGUUGAGUGCGCUUGCUUACCUUUAUUUGUUCUGCGCUCGGUCCCCAGCAGAUGAUGAGCGCGAAGUUUGCGCGCUCCUGACCUCGUACAUCGUUCAUUACAUGUGAUGACAGACACCAGUUCUCGCUCAAUCACCCUUGGGACCUUGGAAGAAAGUUGAGCGACGGCUGAUUUUGGCCGCUCGACAAUGCGCGUCGGACUGUUUUAUUGACUGCGUGCUAUAUAUAUGCUGAAGUAAUGUAAUGACUGGUCAUUCACUCACGGAAAAUACUGCUUGCGUGUAUACGUCGUUUGGGUAUCUGAGUGCUUAAAAGGG
Molecule: messenger RNA, 563 nt
Organism: Schizophyllum commune H4-8
Lineage: Eukaryota; Fungi; Basidiomycota; Agaricomycetes; Agaricales; Schizophyllaceae
Exons: 2
Coding region: 133-354 (73 amino acids)
Source: RefSeq, a predicted model, not a curated record